This is a messenger RNA of Pocillopora verrucosa, 2973 nucleotides long. The record is from RefSeq and is a predicted model, not a curated record. NCBI's taxonomy places the organism in Eukaryota, Metazoa, Cnidaria, Anthozoa, Scleractinia, Pocilloporidae.
AUGGAUCCCAACACGGGCCUCGACUUUCAGCGCAUUGUGGUCACUGAUACUGAAACUCUCGAUAAGCACAGCAAUAUAAUGGAAAAAUUGCGACUGGAACAUCGGCUACCAGAAGGAAGGAGAACGUACGAAGAAUUGCUUGAGAAAGUAGGGUUGAAACUUGAACACGACCACAACCCUCGUCAAACUGAGCAAACGUGUCAACAGUUCGUUUUUCAGGGACAGUGUUUGGUUCUAGGAGACUCUGGAGUUGGAAAAACAAGUCUGGUCAAGGCUAUCAGUGGAAAGCCUUUCGACGAAAUGGAGCCAAGAACGACAGGAAUUGAGCAAAGUCUUGUUGAUGAGAAAUGGAAGAACUUGGAUACGAAGGAUCUUAUUUUUGGAAACGUAAACCGAUUCUUUUUAGAGAUUUUUAUUCAAUUAAUGCUUUAUGGAAGGGCUGGAAAUGUAAUUUUCCAGCAAUCUAGGUUUCGGAAAAACAUCAGUGGUCUCGCUCUGCCGCUGUUAGGAAUUAUAUUCUGUUUAACGAUACCAAUUACAAUAAUUACGGAUCCUCUAAACGAAAAUCAUUGCGUGCUGCCCAUAAGCUUCAUUUUAGUAACAACAGUUGGUGUAUUUUAUUCAAAAAUUCUACAUCAGGUUUCUAUCGUGAUGGUCAUCUUUUACUUUGUAUUUUUCUUGGUGGAGUCAGUGCCUCGAAUUCUAAAAUCACUACCAGAGUGGCAUCAAUGGGCAAAAUUGUUGUUAGGCAUUAAUUUUCUCCUAUGCGUUUUUGCAUGUCUUCCCUCUUCAAGCGAGAAAUUUGCCAUGACUUUUUUAGUACUUCUCUGUCACACACUACACCAAGAAUACUUUUGGUUGGAAUCUGCAAUAUCAACACCUAGCCAGGACCACGUAGGUCCAGGUACGUUUACCGCAGUACAGUUGGAAAAAGCAGUAAUAGACCACAAAAAAUUGAAAAAUGCCCUGAAUCAGAAGUGGUCUUCCUUGAAACUUAAGAUUCUUGAUUUUGCUGGAGACAAAGAGUAUCAGGCCUACUUCCAUAUGUUUCUAAGAAGUCAAGCUAUUUAUGUCAUUGUAUUUAACAUGGCUGAGUUUGCAGAGGAUAGUCUCAGAGACUUAACCACAAAAAUAAAGAGUCUCCAUCUUUGGCUUGAGUCAGUUUGUAGCCAUGUGACAUCAAAUACUCCAAUUCUCCUUGUGGGAACACACAGAGGCAACAUGGAGAGAUCCACUAUGGAAAGAAUCAAUGAAAAUCUAGAGAGAAACUUUUGGAAACCUUUUUGUGAUGAGCUGGUGGUAAACAAAGUUGACGAGUUGUUUUUUUUUCCUGUUGAAAACUCCAUGGGUCAAAACGAUGUUGGGAUUAAAACUUUUCAGAGAGCAAUUAUUGCAACUGCAGAGGAACUUAAGGGAACCAUGGGUCGGAACAUUCCUCUUUCUUGGAUCCAGAUCCAGGAUGCCCUCAUCAGUAUGAAGAGUGAAAAGGGAGUGAAAGUCUGUGUGAGGUUUGAAGAGUUUCCUAGAGUAUUUGACAAUUUCAUUUGCACCAACUGGACUGAAGAGACACUGAAAUACUUCCACGAGAAGGGUUUUAUUAUGUACCUCGACAAAGAGCCAAAGAGGGUUUUGCUUAAUCCUGAUAUACUAAUUGAUAUUAUAAUCAGGCUUGUCACCCAACAACCUAAGAGGAUCCCUCAGAGAGGUUACAGACGUCACUGGAACCUAUUGUGUGACAAAGGAAUGCUGACAGAAUUCCUACUCAAGAGUGUCCUCUCAAAAGUGGUGCAGGAGAGUAAGGAAGAUGUGACUGCAUUCCUUGAAGAGUAUGACUUGAUCUGCCCUUUGGCUUACCAAAAGGCUCCUAUACAUAAAGAACAUUUGGCACCAGCUUACUUUGUUCCAGCUAUGUUGCCAAUUUCUACAGAUGAGAACACUCAACUGUGGAGUGACAGAUCCACAGAUAAAAAGUUCUUUGUGUUUUUCAAGAAAUUCCUACCUGAGCCUUUGUUUCAUUGUCUCCUCUCCCGUGCUCACAAGAACAGCAAAGAUGACUUUUGGCUUUCUCAACCUCUUGUUUACAGGGAUGCUGGCAAGUUCUGGUUGAAUCCCAAGCAGCCUUACAGAUUAAGACUUCUAAAAGCCAUGAAAAUGAUAGAAGUGACAUUCACCAGUCAUCAAGGGAUGAAGCCCUCAGAUGUGCUGAUGCAGGUGUUUGCCAUGGUGGAUGGAGUUUGCAGGAGCAGUUUCCCCUCUGUAAAGUUUCAUUGUGGACCUGCCUGCAUCUCAGCUAAGUGCCCUGGUCACCAUGAAGAAGGUGAUUUCCUGGCACAUGCAGUGGGUGAGCCAUCUGUCAAGAGAUACCAUGUGUAUAACAUCAUGCCUGGACGUAAGGAAGAUAAAAUCCCUUUCAUGUACUGUGUAAGCCACUGUUUUGAGGAUGACCUGAAAGAAUGGAUACCAUAGUUAUAAUGACAUGACACCCACAUGUCUAACCUGUUUGCGUGAUAUUUCAUCUGAGCAAGUGAUAUAGGUAAAGGAUUAUGUGUAUUCAUGAAGAACAUAUAGCAAACCCCAGUCUGGUCACACAGAUCUCUCAUGUUGCACACAGAUGUAGACUUUACAUGGCUACAUACAGAACAUUUUGAGAGAUAAUCUGAUUAAGCUUGCCUGAGUUGUAAACUUAAAAAUUAGCCCCCUAAUAACCCCCUUAUUAGCUCAGAUUAUCAUUCAUUUCAAUUUUAAUUGAAAUCAGCACUCUUAUUUAAGGCUAUUAAAGUAGUCUUAAAUAAGAGUGCUGAUUUCACUUUCAUGAAUUUUAGUAGUUAUCUUUUUUAUAGUUUGCUUCUCCUCCAAAGUUUUCUUAUACCAGUUUACAAACUACUUACUGGAUGUUAAAUACUCUCACAAGCCAGUGAGGGAAAUUAACAUCACAAAACACCAACAUUUUAAAUACGUCUUUUAUAUCUUCAU